Molecule: messenger RNA, 3261 nt
Organism: Jaculus jaculus (lesser Egyptian jerboa)
Lineage: Eukaryota; Metazoa; Chordata; Mammalia; Rodentia; Dipodidae
Gene: Efnb1
Product: ephrin B1
Exons: 5
Coding region: 785-1822 (345 amino acids)
Biological process (GO): axon guidance; ephrin receptor signaling pathway
Cellular component (GO): plasma membrane
Molecular function (GO): ephrin receptor binding
Source: RefSeq, a predicted model, not a curated record
GGAGAGUAGAAAGCUCAGCGGCAGCGGAGGGAAUCUAUGCGCGCUGGACAGCAGUGGGAGGUGUGUGAGACUAACGCUGUCUGCAGACCCUCUAUCGUCGGGGAGCAAGGAUUUAGCUACGGGGCUGCCGGGGCUACCCGGCCGAGGCUUCAGAGGCGCAAACUCAUGGGACUGAUUUAUUCGGCAGGGUCGCCUCGGUCUUUUAAGUACAUUGAGCUGGGCCCGCGUUGAAGUAGAAGCUGUCGGGGGGGCGCGCAGCCCGGAGUCCCAGUGUGGCCCGAAGGAACGGAGCCCGUACCAGGGCGACCCAGUCGGGAGCCUGGGGGCCGAGCUUGGAUUGUGGGGAGAUCCCCCACUUCUUCCCAGGGCCGUCAAUCCCAGGGCGGUCGAGGCGUCGGAGCAGCCACAGAGUACUCCGCGGGGAGACCCCGUCGGGGAGAAGGCGCACAGUCCCAAACAGUCUCCGGGAGCCCAGCGGAACCAGGGGAAAUCACCCGGGGGCGCCGAGCCCCCGUCACGCCUCGUGUGGCGGAGAGGCUAGGGGAACGAGCCUUCGGAGGCCGCAGCCCAUGCCCGGGUUGGGGGCGCCUGCCCAGUGAGUCCUCCUGGCCAGCGGGGCGAAGGAGGGCGACACCGAAGCCGGCGGGAGGCGAAUACUUCAAGGCCGGCGGCAGCGGAGGAUGGGCGCCUGAGUGGCUCCGAGCACAGCGCGGCACGAGAAGGCGAGGCGAGCUUUGCUGAGGAGGCUCCCGGGGAUCCCGAAGUGUAUCCUGCCCCCGGGAAGAUGGCCCGGCCUGGGCAGCGUUGGCUCAGCAAGUGGCUUGUGGCGAUGGUCGUGUUGACGCUUUGCCGGCUUGCCACGCCGCUGGCCAAGAACCUGGAGCCUGUGUCCUGGAGCUCCCUCAACCCCAAGUUCUUGAGUGGGAAGGGCUUGGUGAUCUACCCGAAGAUUGGAGACAAGCUGGACAUCAUCUGUCCCCGAGCAGAAGCAGGGCGGCCCUAUGAGUACUACAAGCUGUACCUGGUGCGGCCAGAGCAGGCAGCUGCCUGUAGCACCGUGCUUGACCCAAAUGUUCUGGUCACCUGCAACAAGCCACAGCAGGAAAUCCGCUUUACCAUCAAGUUCCAGGAGUUCAGCCCCAACUACAUGGGCCUAGAGUUCAAAAAGUACCACGAUUACUAUAUUACCUCAACAUCUAAUGGGAGCCUAGAGGGCCUAGAGAACCGUGAGGGAGGUGUGUGCCGUACACGCACCAUGAAGAUUGUCAUGAAGGUUGGGCAAGAUCCCAAUGCUGUGACACCUGAGCAGCUGACUACCAGCCGGCCCAGCAAGGAGGCAGACAACACUGUCAAGACGGCCACACAGGGCCCUGGUCGGGGUCCCCAGGGUGACCCUGACGGCAAGCAUGAGACUGUGAACCAGGAAGAGAAGAGUGGCCCAGGUGCAAACGGGGGUGGCAGCGGCGACUCCGACAGCUUCUUCAACUCCAAGGUUGCAUUGUUUGCGGCAGUUGGUGCUGGCUGUGUCAUCUUUCUGCUCAUCAUCAUCUUCCUGACAGUUCUACUACUCAAGCUGCGCAAGCGACACCGCAAGCACACACAACAACGGGCGGCUGCCCUCUCACUCAGCACCCUGGCCAGCCCCAAAGGGGGUAGUGGCACAGCAGGCACCGAGCCUAGUGACAUCAUCAUCCCCUUACGGACUACAGAGAACAACUACUGCCCCCACUAUGAGAAGGUGAGUGGGGACUACGGGCACCCCGUCUACAUCGUCCAGGAGAUGCCACCCCAGAGCCCGGCGAACAUCUACUAUAAGGUCUGAGGGCCUGGCAAGGCCUCAGGCCCCAAGAGACACAUGGCCUGGACCGGCUUCUCUUUUCUCCCCCACAACCCUCCCCUUGCCAGCUGUGCCCACCUUUGUAUUUAGUUUUGUAGUUUCUUGGCUUUUAUAAUUCCCCUUUUUCCUGCCCCCUGGGCUUCGGAGGGGGGUGCUUGUGCCCCAAUCCCCAUGCUCUUGUGCCUUCCCCCUCUGGCCAGUCCUCUGGGCUCUGUGGGGGCGCCCUUUCUUGGAGGGCAGAGUUGGACACUGAUGGACAGCAGGCAGGGAGAAAGCCCCCUGGCCCUGUCCCCUUCUCUCCCCCUUUCCCCCUUCCCAGGACUGCUUGUCCACUAUCAUCACUGUUUUUAAUGCUUUUUGUGUUCAUUUUUUUUAGCUGUCAACUCACUUUCAUCUGUUUUUUGAAGAAAAAUGGAAAAAUGUACAAGGCAGCCCCUCCCCAGGCUUUCUGAGCCUUGCCUGACCCAGUAUAAGAGGGCCUGGGGCAGGACAUGGCCAGCCAGGAAGCAUAAGAUGGCAUUUCUUUUAUAGAUUCCUUAAUAUUUCAGGGGGUGGGAGAGGGCAGGCUAGGGCUGUUCCUACCCAUGAGGGAAGAGGAGAGUGCUACUGGGCAAGGUGGCCCCCACCCUCCCUUCCUGAUCCUCAUAAUACAAAGCUUGAUCCUGGCAGUGGGGUAGUGACUGCCACCCUUCCACCAAAAAAUUCCCUUCCUUGUGGGAUUCUUGGGCAUCUCCUGCCUCCCUCACUCUCACGGUAAUUAAUGUCUUAAUUGGCUGUUGCCUGGGGAACAGGAGAGCUGCUGCAGGCAGAUGACCUCAUGGGGGGUGGAGGGAGGUGAGGUGCCCAGGUGGCUAUUUGCCCUGCAGAGCUGGGAGUUUCCCCCCCACCACCACCACCCUCUUCUCUCUUCACCUUUGGCAUCCUUUGGCCUGGUGGGGAAAUAGAGGUCUAAGGUGGAGACCUAAGCGGGUACAAAGCCAAGUGGCCUGCUUCUUUUCUGGGCUCUAGUACAAGUGGGCACCCCCCCUUCCCACCCAACUUGGCUCCCACUGGUCUCCUUAGUCUUGGGCUGGGGCCUGGAAAGAGGAAGAGGCUGCUUGCUCGGGGCUGGGCCAGCCUGCAGUGCACUUUGACCCUAGCUCCUUGCCAGCACGGCUGCUAACAGACUGCCACUCAAGUGCGCCUUGCAGGCACUUCCAGAGCUGCUGCCAUAGAAGGAGCUGGGCCUUACACCAUCCACCUCCACACUGCCUCCUGGCCAGCUGCCCACCCCAGUGCCAGGUGGGAGAGGGAGCAGAACAGCCAGCCCCUUCCAGGUGGCAGUCGGAAGGGUUUUAUGUUUUUGUUUCUGUUGCCAUUUGUGUAAAUACUAGUCUUUUUUGGAAGAAAUAAUGUAAAGAUGUUUGUAUAAACUCUGAAUUAUU